GAUUGGUCAAAGUUUCGUGGUGCGCUACAGAGUCAGAAAACUCAGCAUGGCCGACCAAAUGAACUGGUCGGUUGAUGGAGAGACGUUUCCCGACUUGGGGACCGACUUUUUGAAUCCUACAGAUUUUGACACAAGCUCUUUUGGUGGAGUAGAAGAUAUUGAUACAAAUGAUAUUAUUCGGUAUAUCAAUGGAGAAUUGGCACCAGCCAAUGAUUUGUUUGAAAAUGCUGUACUUCAAGAUGGUUCAGACACUCAUUUCACUCUUAGCAACCAGGCUGUGGUCAAACAAGAGCCGGAUCUGUCAUUUGGGCAAACCCAAGCAAACCUCCUCACUUCUGCUACAGACUUGACGGGCACAAUAUUCUCGCACAAUGCCUUGAAGUCUCUGCUGGAAUUUCGGGAUACUUCUCCUGUCAGUGUGAAGCAAGAAGAAUCAACUGUUGAUGUUGUCACCAAUGGAGGUUUGAUUGCUGACACUGAGCUGGACCCUGCUGUAACUUUGUUGACACAGUUAACACCAUCAGGACUAAAGACAUUGCUGGAAUUGAAUGAUAAUGUGCAAACUAAUCAGUUAAGGCAGGCAGCAGUUCGGCUGCAUCAGCAGAUGCAGCUAGCCAAGCAGAAGCAGCAGAUACAGCAACAGCUUUUAUUACAGCAGCAACGUCAGCAGCAACUGCAGUUAGCCAUGUCCAAAGUUGCAGCAGCUGCCCAGAGCAAUAGUGUAGCCACAACCCUGCCCAGCCAACAGCAGCUGAAGCUUAUCCUGCAGCAGCCUCUUGUUACCACAGUGACCACAGCACCUGUCACAACCCAGGUGGCUCCUAAACCCCAGCAAGUGACUCAGGUUGCACAGGUUCAAGUGGUGAAUUCACAACCCUUAGAAGUGUCCUCAGGAACUGCAACAACCCAAAGUAUUGGCCAGGUCAGCCUUCAGCAGCUUCAGCAGCUGCUGUUACAGUCACAGCUCAUCAAAAUAACAGGGAGCAAUAGUAGCACAAAUGUCACUACUGCUGCAACUUUGUCCACUCCAAGUGCCACCCCAGUUUCGAUUACCCAGACACCAGCUGUCAUAACUUCCACUGUCCCUUCAAGUCCUGUGCCCACUUUGGUUACUGCUGGCAACACCAUCUUGACAACAAGCAUUCCUCUUCAGGUUGUUGAUGGUGACAAGAUGCCAAUUAACCGCCUUAGUUCGACCCCAAAAUUAAAAAACAAAGGAGAGAAACGUACAGCUCACAAUGCUAUUGAGAAGCGAUACCGUCUCAGCAUAAAUGACAAGAUCGUUGAACUCAAGGAUUUGGUAGCAGGCAAGGAGGCAAAACUUAACAAGUCAGCUAUUUUGAGAAAAGCCAUUGACUUCAUACGCUACUUACAGUCCUCCAAUGAGCGUCUUUUAAAAGAGAACCGUAUUCUGAGGAUGGCAGCAAAUAAGCAGAAUCUAGAUGAGCUUCUCGCUGGUGCUCAGUCUGAUUCAGUGGACACUUCCAUGUUAGUGCUGACUCCACCACGCUCAGACCACUCUCCUACCAGCAGCCCCAUGGACAGUGAUGCUUCUUCUCCAGGAAGUCCUUUGUUUGAUCACAUGGAGGAUUCUCUUUUGGAGAAGGAUGAUGAAAAAAGCAGCUUUGAAGUAAUCUCAAACCGUAUGCUGGAUCGAUCUCGGAUUGUCUUAUGUGUGUUCAUGUUUGCCGUGCUGGCAUUUAAUCCAUUCAGUCUGCUGUUUUCUAACAAACAGGCUGUGGGUGAUGAAUAUGGACAUAGUGGAAGAACACUUCUCGGAUUGCAUGCUAGUGUUUCACAAGCAGACUGGAGGCAGUAUUUGGCUUCAUGGAUUUUUCCCAGAUUGUUUUUGUGGCUGAUCAAUGCCACAAUAGUGGGAUUUGUGUUGGCUAAACUUGUGUAUGGUGAACCUGUCUUGUACAGAAAAAGCCGUGCCUCAGUAGCAUUCUGGCGGCACCGAAGACAAGCACAAGUGGAUAUGGAACGGGAAGACUUUUCAUCAGCAAGUCAUCAGUUACGCAAAUGUCUUGAUGCCUUGGGGCAUCCUUUGCCAACAUCUCCUGGGGACACUAUCUGGUCAGUCCUGUGGCAGAUGCUGCGCCAUUUUCUGCAUCGUUUAUACAUUGGUCGUUGGUUUGCUGCUCGUGCUAGAGGGGCUCAUGGUUCUGAAGCAAUUGAAGUGAAAGAAUCCGCACGUAAUGCAGCUCUGGUGUAUCACAGCCUGAACCAGCUGCACCUUACAGAAUACCUAACAGGGGGGAAACUUUGUGGUUUGAACUUGGCACUGUGUGCAAUCAAUAUGGGAGAAGCUGCAAAAGACAAGUUGCCUCGCUGGCUGCUGGCAGAGAUUUACACCACAAGUGCGCUGCAAACAAAAGCAUCUCUACCAUCCUACAUGCAGUAUCUUGGACGCUACUUUCUCCGACGUGCUCGACGAUUGUGUGCUGGUGGUGGAGAGCAAGUGCCACCCAAUUUGCAGUGGCUUCUUCAUGGAGAGGGACACAGUUUCUUUUUGCAAGAUCAGCCUCUCUUCACCACCUCCACUUCUGUUCUCUCCAGCAGUGGAUCAAAAGCUGACCCUUUGGCAAAUGUGACUCAAGCAUUCAGAGAGUACUUGUUGGAGAAGAGCCUCUUUACUCUUCUCUCACCACGGGAUCCUUUUGGGAGAAACACAUGUGCAGGGACAAUGCAGUAUGCACAGCUCCUGAUACAGUGCUCUUGCAUGAAUGGAAGACAUGCUUCUGGUUCUGCAGAUGUUAGUGAAAUAUCAGCUCAGGAAGUGGAUGAAGUAGCUCGAUGGUGGGGUGCCAUUGUGUCUGUUGCUUACUAUUGGCUAAUCGGUGAUGACGAAAAUGCUGCUCGCAAUUACUCUCUUUUGGAUGCUUUUCCACAGAAGCUUCAAAAUUCUGAUGAUCCACUGCCUCGGGCUGCAUUCCUGGCAUAUAAAGCACGUAAAGGAGUAGUGGCACAUUCUGAUGUCAAUCGUGGCAGGCUGUCUCUGCAGCAGUGUAACCGGGCAGGCCGUCUGCUACGUGACAGCAUGAAGCUCAUUUACCCUGAACAAGGGCGUUCUGCCAUAAAGUGGGUACAUCUUUUACUUUGUGACUGGCUUCUCACCACACGCACUGAGCUAUGGGAAGCAGGCCAGACUGGUAACAGGGGCGAAAAACCUGCCAGCCAGCUGGAACUCAUUGGCUUCCAGCAGGAUCUUACCUGUUUGAGAAAACUUUCACAGGCUGACAAGGCAGCUCUUCCAAAGGUUUUCUUGCAUGAAGCAACUGCAAGGAUGAUGGCUGGUGCAAACCCAGCCAGAACACAGCAGCUUCUUGAUCGCAGCAUUCGUUGUCGCACCAAGCGUUCUUUAAGCACAGAUUCAUCAGAUUUGGAGAUGCCAGAGAGGGAACAAGCUACAGCACUUCUCAUGGCAGGUCGCCAUUUACCAGAUGCCGUCAUGCAGAGCACUUAUCAUCGAGUGGGUCUUAUAACAGAGGCCAGCCGCAUGUAUGAAGCAUUAGGUGAUAAAAAAUCAGUGCAGAUGUGUAGAAUGACUUUGUUAGAAAUCGACAAUAUCAGCCAACAGGCAAACGAAAUUUCUUUGCAGUGCUAGGAGUCAUUCUGGAUCAUGACAAGGUACAAAACAGAACUAUUCAGAGGGGCGAGUUGGUGGGUAGAGAAACUCGUUUUUGGAUAGUUUUGAACUGUGUGCAAGCACAGCAGCUGGUAGUGUAGUCUUGUAUUUUUUUUUAUGUAUACCACAGUGCUCCUGUCAAAUCACUAAUAAAACAAGCAUGCAGUUUUUUUUAUGAUUCCUGUGAAUGGUGUAUAAAUCAAUGAGGGAAAGAAAAUUGUUCUUCAAAUGUCACAUUGCAGUUUCUUUCUAGUGGGUACUGCGCUAUACUAUGACAUGAAGUUCUGGUUACAAACAGAAAUGUUUUUUGAACCUGACCAUUUUAACAUUUUAAAAUUUUAACUCCUCUCUUAUAUUAGGAAUCUGUAUGUCUAUGAUCCCUGCAAAAUUAAAGUCGUUAUUUUUAUGACUUGUAGUGAGGCUUUUCUGUGAAACACAUCCAGUGCAACCCUGUUUUAUCAGUUUUGUAUACCAACAUGUAAGAACUGUUUGUGCAUGGUGAAACCUCCUUAUUAAGACCUUCCCUGUUGCAACCCCCUCUUAGACAUUUGGGUAAUAGGUACGUAUCACUGCUUGGGUUAUUCGUUUAGCCUGGGCCAAAGUUGACGACUCCUGCGGGAGGUCAGCAUAACUGGAUCAAUAUAUGGAUUUUUUAGUCGAAAUGACUACCCACUAUUCUCUUUACUGGUUCGCAUGUCAGUCGAUUUUGCUUCAUUAGAGGCCUUUUGCAGAAGUAAUGGGAUUAUGAAAAAAAAAAAAACAA
Messenger RNA from Pomacea canaliculata, 4391 nucleotides. RefSeq names its product sterol regulatory element-binding protein 1-like. Gene Ontology annotation, cellular component: nucleus. Gene Ontology annotation, molecular function: DNA-binding transcription factor activity, RNA polymerase II-specific; RNA polymerase II cis-regulatory region sequence-specific DNA binding; protein dimerization activity. The record is from RefSeq and is a predicted model, not a curated record. The transcript is spliced from 17 exons. Bases 47 to 3607 code for a protein of 1186 amino acids. NCBI's taxonomy places the organism in Eukaryota, Metazoa, Mollusca, Gastropoda, Architaenioglossa, Ampullariidae. Gene Ontology annotation, biological process: regulation of transcription by RNA polymerase II.